Molecule: messenger RNA, 2237 nt
Organism: Dermacentor andersoni
Lineage: Eukaryota; Metazoa; Arthropoda; Arachnida; Ixodida; Ixodidae
Product: scoloptoxin SSD976-like
Cellular component (GO): extracellular region
Source: RefSeq, a predicted model, not a curated record
AUUCAUUUCCUAUGGUGAAGAAUAAACUGUCUGGCGCCCACAUUUUCUUUGACGAUGAUGUCAUUGAUGUUGCGUAUCUCUUUUUGAAGAAACGAACAUUCAAGCUAUCCGUCUUCCAAGAUUGAAACACUCGAGAACACUUGUACCAAGUUGUGUGAAUGUGCCAGAGAACUGGGUUGAAAAGUAACACAAGCUAAACACAGACGAAUUAGAAUUCAUCAUCUGCAGCACACCAAUCAAUUUUCCAACUUUUCUUUUUCGAAGAAACGAAAGAUUACGCGAUGCCAUCAUAAGGAAAGCCUUAUGCACUAUCAACGACAGUGGUAGCUUGUUAAUGACGAGGAUGCCAUGAAAUAUUACGCAUCGCGGACCUCAGACCGCGCUUUGGGUAGAGACUCGUGUUAUAAUAAUAAUAACGAUGACAAUACUAACGAUGAUGAUGAUGAUGAUGACGACGACGACGACGACGACGAUGAUGAUGAUGAUAAUGAUGAUGACCCUAUAAAUUAUGUCACAGAUUCACAAUGGGGAAUAGGCUAAGAAUUGGGUAGCUGUACGCGCAGUUAAUGACGCCACAAAAGUGAACCUAAAAGCUUCGAAAAAACUAGUAGUGUAUACAUGGGAAGUGAGGGCAGAUAAGGGGAAGAUUGCAUUUUAGAAGAAAUAAAAAGAAGAUCAAUCGAACGAUUUAAAAUUGAUGGAAUUUACAAAAUUUAUAAUAUUAGUUACCGAGGAAAUCGAGGCUCCAAAAGCGAAUAAUACUCCAGCAGUUAGAUUCAGGCCAAGUUGUGAACGGAUCUAUCAACGUCCAAAAUUAUGUUUUGUUUGCUUCAAAAUGUUCGUGCUACUAUUUUUUGCGAGAACUGUCGCUCUGGACUUCUCGCAAUUCAGCGGAACGGUAUAAGCGAGGUGUCAAUGAAGGUACUUGUAAGUACGAGUUGAAGGGGGCCCAUGGCCCUUGGAGGAAGAAGGAAAAGAAGAAGAGGUUUCCGUGUCCCGGCCGGUCUGCCCACCCCACGACGUUGUACUAUUUCCGAAAGCUGAAGGCUAUAGGUAUGGGAACGGCGCGGCACCUGUUCACAGCCCUCUGCUUCUCGACGCUCUUCGCGGCGGCCAUCCAGGAAUGCAGAGAGGUGUACAGAAGCCGGCGGCCCACUCACACGGCCUGCAGGCCUCCCAACAAGAACUGCACCAUCUGGAACAGGACGGUCACGGCGCGGGAACGCCGCCUGAUUCUCGAGACUCACGACCACUAUCGCAGCACGGUUGCCCUGGGAAACCUGCCGGGCUUUCCUCCAGCCGCCGACAUGAGGAAGCUCGAGUGGGACGACGAGCUGGCGUCCGUGGCGCAGGCAAAGGCCGAGCAGUGCACCGACCCCAACGGUGACGCCUACCACGACCGUAUGGCCGACCGGUUCACCACCCGGUUCAACCGCACCGGACAGAACCUCGCCUGGAGGGGGAGGAACUUCCCAUUCAAGUCCAGCGACUGGGCGGGUCGCAUCAAGAGCUGGUUCGUUGAGUACGUCGACUACCCGCCGGUGAACGUGAGCCGCUACAUGGCCGGUCCUCAAACGAUGGUGGGCCACUUCACCCAGGUUGUGUGGGCCAAGACCGGCUACGUUGGCUGCGGCUUCAUCGAGUACGGCAACGUACUGUCGACCAACCUCACGAACAUGCAGUACUACGUGUGCAACUACGCCGUGACCGGAAACACGUGGAACAAGCCCGUGUACCGCGCCGGCAAGACGUGCUCCGCGUGCCCCAAUGGCACCGCGUGCGUCGUGGCCACGGGACUCUGCUCCAGGACGAUCCCUAGGAAGCAGAAAGGAAAAGAUGGCGGCCGUGACGUCACGACAAGAGCGCCCGUAACUGGAAAGAAGGAAGACGGCGGCCCACUGCCGGAAGCAUAUGGCAGCACUAAACGAACGACUGGCGGGAAAAACGAGAAGAAUAGGAAUGCCACGUCCAAGGAAAAUCGCGCCGGGAAUUCUGGCGCGUACCAAUUGUUACUCGCACUGAUUGCGCUAUUGGUUCUUUUGAUUUUAUUAUUUCUUUUAUUUGGAGCACGUAGAUCAACGGAAGAGCGCAAUAAAACGGCCUCGUAGGCUAUUUCGAGGUUAAGGACGGAUAACAAUAAAAGUCGGACCUGAUUAAAGACGUGCAUUUAAAAGUUGUGAUAACUUGUGAAACAAAAGAGCCUAUAUUACAAGGAAGGUACGCAUUUGUAAAGUGCG